This is a messenger RNA of Mugil cephalus (flathead mullet), 1809 nucleotides long. RefSeq lists its product as uncharacterized. The record is from RefSeq and is a predicted model, not a curated record. The coding region runs from base 327 to 1148 and encodes 273 amino acids. The transcript has 8 exons. NCBI's taxonomy places the organism in Eukaryota, Metazoa, Chordata, Actinopteri, Mugiliformes, Mugilidae.
AUACAAACAGAUAUAGGGGAAUAACAAAACUUGUUGUAGUUAUACUGAAAACCCCGCUGUCAAAGUUCAUUGACAUGUGACUGUGGUUUUGAGUAGGAAGGAAGCUAGCAGUUGCUCCCCUGCAGCAGAGCUGUGUCUACUUACAGAAAGUUAGUUCUGCCUCCCACUACAGAAAGAGCUAGCCCACCAAACAAGUUGUUGUUUGUGUCAGCAGUGGAGUCCAAAGGAUCUCUUUCUUGAUCAUAGUCACUCGCAGGGGGCGUUGACAUGUGGUAUUAGUCUCUGUCAACUUAUCUCGUACUCUCAUGCACAGCAAGUGAUCUGCGAUGACACUUCCUCAUUACUUUAUUUUCUUUCUUCAAGUGGUGCAUGUCAUAUCACUUGAGGAAACUACUGGGUACCUCGGGGAAAAUGUUACACUACUCUCAGGUGCCAAUUCAUCGUGGAAUCUGUCCAAAAUCGAGUGGUCAAUAUUCUCCAACAACACUUGGAUUGCCACCUAUCGUGGAGGGAAGAUAAACACGAAUCGUGUCGCUCAGUAUAAAGACAGACUCAGUCUUAAUAAUGAUACAGGCGAUUUGGUGAUUAAUCAACUGACUACACGUGAUGCUACGGAGUACACUGUGGAUCUCCUUAACAAAGCGGGAAAGAACACCGUGAAUAAGAUUAAACUCAUAGUGACACAGCGCCUCAAAAAACCAACCAUAAGUACAGUGUUCAGCCAGGACAUGGAAGGUGGCUGCUGGAUGAUGCUGGACUGCACUUCUCCAGAUAAAGACGUUCAACUCACCUGGGAUGUCAAGCCUUCUGGUCUGAACAGCACUAUCCCCAUUUCUGGCAGCCGUACCUAUCUCAUCGUAUUCAUCAACAAAACACAGAACUUUGAAUUCACCUGCAGCUCUACAACCAGCAAAAAUAGGGAGCCCGUCUCGCAGACUGUCAAGCAAAAGUGUGUUGUACCUGAAGGCAAGCCUACGCCUCCACCUCCACAGCCUCAGCCGAGGGACAGAAGUGCCAUUUGUUUCAUAGGUGGCCUCAUUGUAGGUCUGUUAAUAGCAAUACUUAUCUUUAAGAGAGAAAUGAUCUACCAGCUUUUGAAUGAACUUCUACGCCCAUCAAAAGAAAACAGCACGGGUGCUAAGGCUUAGGAGCUUCAAGGAGCCAGAGUGACGACACGGCAGAAACAUCAAGGACCAAAGACAACUACACACCUUUUGUUGCAUUAGUUAAGGGAGUCGCAGUGACAGAUCUGAAUGUAUAUUGAGAGAAUGGGCUCCAAUGUUCUAUUUCUAUGCUAUUCUAUUUCUAGUUGUAUUUGUGUGUCAUGAGAAGGGCUUUGGGGACCUGGUUCAUCAGACCACGGUGCACCUGUGACCGGCUUCAGACUCUGCGGGCGGACACUCUCCGUUGUCAUUUACAUCCUUCCCUCAGCGGACAACCAAGCAGACACAAUGCCAUGACACGAUCCAUGCCGCUGUUGCUGUGCAACAACCUCGGACACUGUUUAGACAACUAUUUUUGUAUAUUUUUUCAUAAUGCCAAUUCUGUAAAAAAAAAAAAUAUUACACUUUUUAUUUUUAUUUUACUUUAAUUUAGGCUCAUUUUAUGUGACCUUUCUUUAUCUGCAACCAAGCUACGCUGACAUAAUAAUUUCUCAUGCAUUAUUAAAGUCUAUAAUGUCCAUAAUGUGUUUAUAUUGGGACUAUUUAGAAGUAUAAAGAUGUUAUUAUAUGUGCACCGGCUGUAUUAGAUUAGGCUGUAGUGCCUUUGCCUCUUAAAUAAUACAUUAAACAAGGCUGUUUUUUUUAA